Messenger RNA from Sardina pilchardus (European sardine), 3334 nucleotides. RefSeq lists its product as uncharacterized. The record is from RefSeq and is a predicted model, not a curated record. Bases 1 to 2943 code for a protein of 980 amino acids. NCBI's taxonomy places the organism in Eukaryota, Metazoa, Chordata, Actinopteri, Clupeiformes, Clupeidae. The transcript is spliced from 4 exons.
AUGGAAGAAGACUCAGCAGAGGCCCAGCAGGCGCAGGCAGCGCAGGCAGCGCAGCAGAAACGUCCUUCAACCAUGGAGCAGAUGUAUGCAGCAGUGGUCAGUCAUGACGCUACAGUUCUUCGCCAUGAGGAGCGCCUGCGGACCCAUGAUACUCCAGCCCAGCCUGACCGCGAACCUCGUCUACCGACUCCGGAGAGAUUCAGCGGAGACCCUAAAGACUGCAGAGGUUUCUUGACCCAGUGCUCGCUUACCUUCGAGCUCCAGUCCACCACCUUCCUGACUGAUCGUGCUAGGAUAGCUUACAUCAUCACCCUCCUGACCGGGAAGGCUCGAGCUUGGGCUACCGCCAUUUGGGAGCAGCAAGGUCCUUCCUGUAACAACUACCAGGACUUUACUGCUGAGAUGCGGCGAGUGUUCGACCAUCCAGUCGGAGGUAGAGAGGCUGCCAACAAGUUGUUCCAGUUGCGUCAGGGAAACUCCAGUGUGGCUGAGUAUGCUGUACACUUUCGCACCCUGGCGGCAGAGAGCAAGUGGAAUGUGGAGGCGCUUAUUGCUGGGUUCCAACACGGUCUGUCUAGUGUCAUUAAAGAUGAACUGGCGACAAGGGAUCCGGCCACAGACCUCGAGUCCCUGAUCGACCAGACUAUUCGGCUUGACAACCGAAUGCGGGAGAGGCGACUUGAGCGACAACCGGAGCUUCAGUCCACGCACGGAGCCAGUGCCCCAGUCCCAAGACCCCCAGCCUCAAGUUCACAGCAGUGGCCACAGGAGUCUCUUAGUCCUCCCGAGCUGUCCCGAGUCCCUUCCGAGUACCAUGACCUCAGUGAGGUUUUCAGUAAGGAGAGAGCCACGUCACUGCCACCUCACAGACCCUACGAUUGUGCGAUUGACCUCCUUCCAGGUGCCUUCCCUCCGCGGGGUAGAAUCUUCUCUCUCGCAUCCACUGAGACCAAGGCCAUGGAGGAGUACAUCACAGCCUCCCUAGAAGCUGGAAUCAUUCGUCCUUCGUCAUCUCCUGCCGGAGCUGGAUUCUUUUUUGUUGGUAAGAAAGAUGGCGGCCUCCGUCCAUGCAUUGAUUACCGUGGGUUGAACAAAGUGACUGUGAGGAAUCGUUAUCCUUUGCCCUUAAUGUCUUCAGCUUUUGAGUUGCUGCAGGGGGCAACGACAUUCACCAAGUUGGACCUUCGCAAUGCCUACCAUUUGGUUCGGAUUCGAGAGGGGGAUGAGUGGAAGACGGCUUUCAACACUCCAACUGGGCACUACGAGUACUUGGUUAUGCCUUUUGGGUUAACCAAUGCUCCAGCUGUCUUCCAGGCACUCAUCAAUGACGUCUUGAGGGAUUGGCUGAACAAGUCCGUCUUUGUUUAUUUGGACGACAUCCUAAUUUUUUCUAAGUCCCUCCAUGAACACGUACAUCAGGUCAGACUCGUUCUUCAGCGGCUUCUUGACAACAACCUUUUUGUGAAGCCGGAGAAAUGCGAAUUUCAUGUGUCCGAGGUAUCUUUCCUGGGAUUCAUCCUGUCCCAGGGGAAUCUUUGCAUGGACCCCAAGAAGACUCUGGCUGUACGUGACUGGUCUCAACCCACCUCUGUCAAGGAGGUCCAGCGCUUUCUUGGAUUCGCUAACUUCUACAGGAAGUUCAUUAGAGGAUUCAGCUCAGUGGUUGCACCACUGACCAACCUCACCAAGAAGCAACCAGGGCCUUUUGUCUGGUCUCCAGAAGCUGAGCGGGCCUUUCAAACUCUGAAGGUGAGGUUUACUUCAGCCCCAAUUCUUACCUUGCCUGACCCUUGUCUUCCUUUUGUUGUUGAAGUAGAUGCUUCAGAUUUGGCAGUGGGUGCAGUCCUCUCCCAGCGUCUUCCAGAUGGUAAGCUCCACCCUUGCGCCUUCCUCUCCUCUCGCCUCUCUCCUGCUGAGAGAAAUUAUGAUGUUGGUGAUCGAGAGCUUCUGGCAAUCAAGAUGGCCUUGGAGGAGUGGCGGCAUUGGCUUGAGGGCGCCCAGAACCCUUUCCUGGUGUGGACGGACCACAAAAAUUUGGAAUACGUGCAGAAGGCCAAGCGUCUCAAUCCUCGACAGGCAAGGUGGGCCCUUUUCUUCAAUCGCUUUGAUUUUGUGCUGUCUUAUCGUCCUGGGUCUAAGAAUCAGAAGCCAGAUGCCUUGUCUAGACUCUUUCAGAACACUGCCCAUGAGGGCACGUCAGCGACCAUCCUCCCGGAAUCCAAGAUUGUGGCUCCUGUGCGUUGGGGAAUCGAGGCAGUGGUACGGCAAGCCCAGACGAAAGAGCCAGAUCCUGGUCUCUCACCCUUUGAGUGCCAGUUUGGGUUUCAGCCUCCGCUGUUCCCGGACCAGGAGGUGGAUGUUGGGGUUCCCUCGGCCCAGAGCUUCGUUCGACGGUGCAAGCGUGUCUGGCGUAAGGUUCGGUUGGCUCUUCAGAGGUCUGCACGACGAUACCGGCUUCAGUCCAACCGCCAUCGCAGACCUGCUCCACCACUGCGCCCUGGGCAGAGAGUCUGGCUGUCGACACGAGACCUUCCUCUGCGGGUGGAGUCCCGCAAGCUGGCGCCUCGGUUUGUGGGGCCUUUUAAGGUCUUGAGGAGGAUUAAUCCAGUGUCCUACCGUCUUCAACUUCCCCGGACCAUGCGGAUUAACCCGACCUUCCACGUCUCCCGUCUUCGCCCUGUUGCCACCAGUCCUCUAGCACCUGCAACGAGACCACCACCGCCCCCUAGACUCGUUGAUGGUGAGCCGGUUUACACGAUCAACCGGCUCUUGAAUUCCCGUCGGGUCCAGCGAGGUAUGCAGUAUCUGGUGGACUGGGAGGGGUAUGGGCCGGAGGAACGAUCCUGGGUCCCGGCUAGAGACAUUUUGGACCCGGUCCUCAUCAGAGACUUUCAUCAGAGGCAUCCUGAUUGUCCCACAAGGAACGUCAGGAGACGUUCUUAGGGGGGGGGGUCCUGUCAUGAAUUAUGUGACUGUUGUUCCUUUUUUGGCCAUGUGAGGUCCUCAGUGUUUCUUUUGAUGCAUGUCAUGUGUUCAAGUCACAUGUUUUCGUUAUUGAUUGUUAGUUUCACCUGAGUCUUGUUAAGUUGCCCAUUUAAACCCCCUGUCAUGUUGAGUUCUUUGCUCAGUCUUGAGUUGACACUCCUGUGUUCUCCUGUGUCCGUGAGUUUUUCCCUGAGAGUAUUUUUGUCUCUACGCUAUUGCCGGUUACGGCCUGUACCUUUUCUGUUUCUUGGAUUAAGAGUUGCCUUCUGAUUUUUGGAUUAUUAGCCUGUUCCGACUGUUUUUUGGACUUAACCUUUUUUCUGGAUUUUGAGUUUGCCCUGUCGGAUAC